Messenger RNA from Aspergillus sclerotioniger CBS 115572, 1617 nucleotides. RefSeq lists its product as uncharacterized. Lineage: Eukaryota; Fungi; Ascomycota; Eurotiomycetes; Eurotiales; Aspergillaceae. The coding region runs from base 1 to 1617 and encodes 538 amino acids. The transcript is spliced from 3 exons. Gene Ontology annotation, cellular component: mitochondrion. The record is from RefSeq and is a predicted model, not a curated record.
AUGAAUUCAGUACAUCUUUCCACUGUCGACUCCAAACCCCCUGACACCUGUCCUUCCGGAUCAGACGAAAAGCCCGACCCUCUCUUCUCUUAUACCUCCGGUCGCUGGCUAUGGGAUGAAGCAUCCCAACUUUUGCAACGGUACCGGUCCUUUAAUGUCGAUGAGCUCAAAAAAGCCGCCGCCAGAUCCGUCAAUGCCAGAUCCUGCGUCAAGUUAAUCAAGUUCAAUGAGGAUGGAUAUUAUAAGACUUUCUUGUUAACAAUGGACAAUGGUGUGGAGGUCUUUGCGAAGUUGCCGAAUCCUUUGGUCCCCGAGAAGGUUGCAACAGCCAGUGAAGUUGCAACGCUUGACUUCCUUCGAAACGAGCUAGACAUACCCGUUCCUCGAGUCUUUGCCUGGAGUAGCAGCAAGGACCAACCUGUUGGGGUAGAAUAUAUCAUCAUGGAAAAACCUCCUGGGCAGGAGCUGACCAAUGUUUGGCCUACUAUGGAUCUUUCCCAUAGGAUGGAUAUUGUGGCCCAGUUGGUGAGUAUUCAAGCGAAAAUAGCUACUGUCGACUUGCACAGUUAUGGAAGCCUGUACUACCGAAAAGACAUUGAAGAUGGUCUUGAUGUUCCUGGACUCGUUGAUCGAUUUUGCAUCGGUCCCAGCUACGAAGCACGAUUCUGGGAGGAGGAGAGGAGAUCAAUGGACUAUUAUAGAGGUCCCUGGAUUUCAUCCGAGGCAUAUGUGAAAGAUAUCGCGAGGCGGGAGAGGGAAUGGAUCCUGCGAUUUGCAAAGCCCCAUCAAUUAGAAGACCCUCAAAGACAGCCAUACACUCAAGAGUCUCCUCGUUGGCAUGCAGAACUGCUUGACCGAUAUCUGAAGAUGGUAUCUAACUUGAUGCCACCCCAUAAGGGCCUACAUCGGUCGGUACUUUGGCACCCCGAUCUACAGGACAGUAAUAUAUUUGUCGAACAAAACCGGAUUGUAAGCAUCAUUGGUUGGCAAGGCGGUUCAAGUCUUCCAAUAUACUAUGCAUGCGAAGUACCCAGGUUUCUGCAAAUAGAUAUCACGUCUUCUCUCAACCUGAUUCUGACUGCAAGACUAACAUCGCAAGAAAGAAAGGAGAGUCGACGGAGAAACCCGCUCACACAGCUUCAAGAGUUCUAUAUUUCCAAAUUUCAGGAACUUGACAACGAUGUCUUCUCUGCACUGUCGUUUCCUCAAGCUUUGACUCGACAGCGACUCAUUCAUUCUGCAGGAUACACGUGGGAAGAUGAUGGGCUAAUCGUGUUUCUGGAGCUGCAGCAGCAAGCGAGGCGUGAAUGGACCGAGCUAACAGGCCUGCCACUGAGCUCUUGUCCUGUCAGAUCCGACGAAAAUAAAGAGUUUCCUCACUGUAAUGAUAGAAAUAGUUUGGCCGGUCGCCGAGUUGUCUUCCACCUCCUCGGAAUCCCUCGGGAUGGCUGGGUACAUCGCAAAGACUUUGAGGCCAAGGUAGAGGUGAUGCGGAAUCUAGCGGGCUCUAUCAUCAAAUCAGCCACAGAUAAGGACGACGCGAAACGAGCACUACGAUCUUGGAAGCUAUCGGAAUCCGGGCCCGCCAGUCUAUCAGGAAACCAAAUGGUUUUCUAG